ACUAGGGGUCAGUGACGUGACUCCCUCCAUUAAAUCCGCUCACAUUCCCUAAACCUCCCUUCUCUUCCGCCUCUCUCUGUGUCUCUUCCACUCUCGCCUCUUAAAAAGCCGAACUGCCUCAACCCUCCCACCACUCCACCCAUCUCGCAAUAUGCCGGAAUCAUCUAACCGCCUCUCCUCUAAACUUCUCCUUUUCUUCCUCUCCACCGCGCUCUUUCCCCUCUACGCCUCCUCACGUGUCCUUCCACGGCGGAAUACCGUCGCCCUCGAUGUCGCUGCUUCCGUUCAGAGAACGGCGGCUGUCAUGGCCUUCGAUUCGCAGCGAACCCACGCCCUUGACCAAACCAUGAAAGAAUCCACGGUCGUCGCCAACUCUUCCAACCUCUCCCUCAAGCUGCAUUCUCGAGAUUUCCUCCCCCUUGCCCUCGCCGGCGGACAUAAGGAUUACCGGAGCCUUACCCUCGCCCGCAUUCGCCGCGAUUCAGCUCGCAUCAAAUCCAUUUCUGCUAGGAUUUCACUCGCCGUUCACGGAAUAAAGAGGUCUGAUCUGAAGCCACUGAUAACAGACGACAUGCUUGAAACUACUGCAAGUGGCGGUGGCGAAGUUUCCGGACCUGUGGUUUCUGGUACGGGUCAGGGCAGCGGCGAGUACUUCUCUCAACUCGGUAUCGGGCAGCCGCCGAGGCCGGCGUACCUCGUGGUCGACACUGGAAGCGACGUAACCUGGAUCCAGUGCCAGCCGUGUUCCGACUGUUACCAGCAAACAGAUCCGGUUUUCGACCCGGCGGCAUCUUCAACCUACGCACCAUUGUCGUGCGACUCCCAGUUAUGCCAAUCCCUAGACGUCUCAGCCUGCCGGAACUCCUCCUGUCUCUAUCAAGUCUCCUACGGUGACGGAUCCUUCACCGUUGGUGAAUUCGCCACCGACUCGCUCACCUUCGGCUCCUCCCCUCCCGUUCCUUCCAUUGCUCUCGGCUGCGGCCACGAUAACGAAGGUCUCUUUGUCGGGGCCUCGGGCCUUCUUGGCCUCGGUGGCGGAGCCCUGUCCUUACCUUCCCAGAUCCGAUCCCCUUCCUUCUCCUAUUGCCUCGUCAACCGCGAUUCAUCGAGCUCCUCCACGCUCGAUUUCGGUGCCAAAUCCGCCGAUCCCACCACAGUAACCGCUCCGCUCCUUCGCAACAGCAAGGUCGAUACUUUCUACUAUGUUGGUCUCACCGGCCUCAGCGUCGGCGGUGAAGCUCUUUCGAUUCCAUCCUCUGCAUUCGCAAUGGAUGAAGCUGGAACCGGCGGCGUGAUCGUGGACUCCGGUACGGCAGUGACGAGGCUUCAGCGCGAUGCGUACACGGCUCUCCGGGAAGCCUUCACGAAGGGGAUGACCGAUCUGCCGGCUGCCGAAGGGGUGGCGUUGUUCGACACUUGCUACGAUCUGUCGUCGAGGACGUCAGUUGAGGUGCCAACGGUGGCACUGCGUUUCGAAGGCGGGAAAGAACUAAAGCUUCCGGCAACUAACUACUUGAUUCCGGUGGACUCGGUGGGCACUUUCUGCUUCGCCUUCGCGCCGACGAGCUCGCCGCUCUCCAUUAUCGGCAACGUGCAGCAGCAGGGAACACGCGUCGCUUUCGAUCUCGACAACUCCGUUGUGGGCUUCACUCCGAAUAAAUGUUGAGUAGACGGUAUUGCCCUUGUGUGUUUAUUAUUAUUACGGUUUACCUCCGUUGAAAUUAAUUAGUGGUAUUUAUUGUCCCAUAAAUGGAAAGAAGGUGGGGAAGUGGGGACGUCUGAUAGGGGUUGGUUGUUGGGGUAAUUAAUGAAGUGCCUUAAUGGCAUUUAAGAAGAUUAGUAUUGUUUAGCUCAUUUUAAGCUCAAAGUUUCUUAAUUAAUAGUAAAAAAUACUUAACCAA
Messenger RNA from Dendrobium catenatum, 1901 nucleotides. RefSeq names its product protein ASPARTIC PROTEASE IN GUARD CELL 1. Gene Ontology annotation, biological process: proteolysis. NCBI's taxonomy places the organism in Eukaryota, Viridiplantae, Streptophyta, Magnoliopsida, Asparagales, Orchidaceae. Bases 152 to 1666 code for a protein of 504 amino acids. Gene Ontology annotation, molecular function: aspartic-type endopeptidase activity. The transcript has a single exon. The record is from RefSeq and is a predicted model, not a curated record.